Molecule: messenger RNA, 2494 nt
Organism: Branchiostoma belcheri (Belcher's lancelet)
Lineage: Eukaryota; Metazoa; Chordata; Leptocardii; Amphioxiformes; Branchiostomatidae
Product: aspartyl aminopeptidase-like
Exons: 15
Coding region: 61-1494 (477 amino acids)
Biological process (GO): proteolysis
Molecular function (GO): zinc ion binding; aminopeptidase activity
Source: RefSeq, a predicted model, not a curated record
UUCUUGAAGUGCCAAAAUUUCACCACUACCUCCUCGAGUCUCACCUCUCACUAGGACAGAAUGGCAGCCCCCAUGGCGCAAGCAACAGCAGCUGGAACUAAAGAAGUAAUCCUGAGUACAGCCAGAAAGUUCGUUGACUUCGUGAAUAAGUGCCAGUCACCUUUCCAUGUUAUUGAGGAGUGCAGGACCAUCCUGAAGGCAGCAGGCUUCAGUGAGCUGCGUGAGGCUGAUCAAUGGAAAAUAGAACCCAAUAACAAGUACUUUAUGACGAGGAACCAGUCCAGUGUGGUAGCCUUUGCUGUGGGAGGAAAGUAUGAACCUGGCAAUGGCUUCACUAUCGUGGGAGCACACACAGACAGCCCAUGUCUGAAGGUGAAGCCCAAGUCCAACAAGCUGAAGAGCGGUUACCAGUGUGUAGGUGUGGAAUGUUACGGAGGUGGUAUCUGGCACACCUGGUUUGACCGGGACCUCACUGUAGCCGGCAGAGUCAUGGUCAAGAAUGCGGACAAGAUCGAGCACCGGUUGGUCCACAUCGACCGUCCAAUCCUGCGUGUACCGAACAUCGCCAUCCACCUUAUGAGGGACACUAAUGACAACUUCGGCCCAAAUAAGGAAACCAACAUUGUACCAGUCCUGUGUACAGCAGCACAGGCACAGUUGGAAGGGCACACUUCACCAAAGAAGGGGGAGGAUCCAACAUGCCAGGCUGACAAGCACCCCCCAGUGCUGGUGUCCCUCCUGUGUACUGAGCUGGGCAUCCAGAGGCAGGACCUUCUGGACUUUGAACUGUGUCUAGCCGACACUCAGCCUGCUGUCAUCGGUGGCGCCCUGAAUGAGUUCCUCUUCUCCCCAAGACUGGAUAACCUGCUCAGCAGCUACUGUGCCUUACAGGGACUUAUUGAGUCCAGUGGUGGAGAGGGGUCACUGACCUCUGACCCUAACAUCAGGCUCAUUGCGCUGUAUGACAAUGAAGAGGUAGGCUCACAGUCUGCCCAUGGAGCAGGGUCCAUGCUGACUGAACACAUCCUGAGGAGGCUGUCUGUGGGGGGCCAUGCAACCUGCUUCGAGGAGGCCAUCCCCAAAUCAUUCCUCCUCAGUGCAGACCAGGCACACGCUGUCCAUCCUAACUACUCAGAGAAGCAUGAAGAGGACCACAAGCCCAUGUUUGGGAAGGGAAUUGUUGUCAAGUUCAAUGCCAACCAGAAGUACGCCACCACGGCUGUGUCAACGUCUAUCCUGAGGGAGGUGGCGACUAAGGCUGAUGUUCCUCUUCAGGACUUUGUGGUGCGUAAUGACAGUCCUUGUGGCUCCACCAUCGGUCCCAUCCUGUCAGCCAAGCUGGGCAUGAAGACUGUGGACAUCGGAGCACCUCAACUCAGCAUGCAUUCCAUCAGGGAGAUGGGCUGCACUGCCAGUGUGCACCAGAGUAUUGCACUCUACAGGACGUACUUCCAAGAGUAUCCGUCCAUCUACAACAGUGUGAAUGUGGACUAGACAGGAGUCCAAUUCUUAAGGAACAAUGUGUCAUGAGCUGAAAUAAUCAGGCCUUAGAUAAAGAGUAGAUGUUUACAAAGUGCAAUUACAGAAAAUUAUGCAACUUCAAUACAAGAUUUUACAGUACAUGUAGUUUAACAGGGAUGACCAAAUUGCUGUGGCAUGCCUCCAGAAUGCUUAGUUAACCAUUAGCAGCCUACAUGUGCUACCUUUGUGCCAUACAUGUAUGUGCAUUUGGUACACUGGAAAGUUGGGGUGCUGGUUAAUGCUUCUGGAGAUGAAAAACACAGACCAUAAGGCAUAACUGCCAGGAAAUAAAGGAGUGUGUUGGUACAGACGCCAACAGUAUAUGCUGGUAGCCUGUUAUUGUGAAAGAUUCCUGAUGCUUUUGGAACCAUUAUUUUUUUUGUGGUUCCACUGGUAUAUCAUCACACAUAUUCUUAGUCUUUUGUGCGCUCCCCCCCCCCCCACUUCUUUGAAAACUUAAAAAGGGAUCUGUACUUAAUAGGGGAUUAUGUCAAAUUGUUGGAAGUCAACUCAAUGUGUACCGAGCUAUGUGUGAGACUGAAACAUGAUUUCUACGAAGGUGCCUUAGUUGUUGGUGUACUCUUGUCCAAAAUUAACUGUGCUAUGAAGCGUCAGAUAAAAACAUGAUGCAAAUCAUUGUGCUUCAAAGAACUAUUUAUUCAUUUUCUAUAGUUUACUGUCUUACAGUAUUUGUCUUUGCACACAAAAAUGUACACACAGACACAUAUACACAUACUCCUAACACAAGGUCAGUAGUCAUUAAUAAAAACAAAAGUAAUGCCUCAACACCAAAACAGUUGCUAUAAAUAAUUGGCACUUCCAACAUGAAACUACAUGUCAAAAAUUGUGGUUGAGUCCUAUCUUGAGUGAUUCUAAGAUAGUUUUUUUUCUUUCUUGGGUACAAUGACACUUAUGGGUACAAGUACUUAGAUAUGAAGAUUGUCGAUGAUAAUUGAUCCUAAGAAUUGACAAA